This is a messenger RNA of Chara braunii, 1488 nucleotides long. Lineage: Eukaryota; Viridiplantae; Streptophyta; Charophyceae; Charales; Characeae. The record is from the annotation of a GenBank genome assembly.
UCGUCACCCUGAGUUGUGCACCAUCGCCAUCCGUGUGAUGCACUUGUGGACGUCCGCCUCUCCUGCGGAGAGGAACUGGGCACAGCACGAGCGCAUCAACACGGCGAGGCGCCACAAGCUUGGCUUUGCCAAGCUUGCACAGCUGGUUGAGAUUGCCACCAAUCACAAAUUGGCCUCGUGCGCACAACAGGGUAGUGGCUACGUGUUGCCCUGGGUUAUGGGGACCGGUCAGGAGGAGACCGUGGGAAGGCAGGAGGACGACGAGGGGGACGUGGACCCCGAGGCCUGUGGCACCGGCWGAGCCRGUGAUCGUCGUCGACGACGACCGCGUGCCGACGAGCACGUGGAGGAGCAGGAGCCACUCCGAGGCCUUCGGCAGACGGGCAGACGUUGGGAGGUCAGGAGCAACAGCAAGUCGGAGGGGGAGGGGGAGGAGGAGGAGAUGCCCCUUCGGGAUCGUCAAUUCUCUCCCUCUCAUCAUCGGACUACGGGACCGCCCGAGCCUACCAGGCCGAGGACGAGGUCGGCAUCGGCAGCGGAGAGACAGCGGACACCACCGACCGAGCACCGUGAGAGGACCGGGCUCGCAGGCAUUCCGGAGUUGGAGAGGACUCCAUCCUGCGCCAAUGUCCGCCACCGCUCGCCAUCCGAGCUUCGUACCGACGACUUCUACGGCGGCGGCUCUGGCGGGGGGUUGGGGGAUUUUAGUGCCCCGAGACAGGGGGUUGCCUCGCUCUCGGACGUGCGUAUCGACGAUUCUCAUGUGCGGGGCCAUGUAGAGAGCGCGGAGGAGUGGGAUGCCCAGGUGGACAGAGAGGAGGAGGAGCGGUUGGGGACAUUGCCGGGAUGGGAGGGUCGUUUCGCGUAUAUGGAGGAGCAGCGCCGACUCAGGGAGUUGAAGACAGUGGGGGGUGGCGGCGGUGACGGAGGCGACGUGGGUUUUGGUGGGGAGGCUGAUGCGGGGGAGGCCCGACAGGGUAUCCCCACGGGUGUUGAGGGAGAUUGUGUCGCCGUGGGUGGUGGGGGGGAGGGUGGACCCGACCGAGAUGCAGACCGCGACGAUGGCGGCGAGGACGAGGACGACGAGGGGUCCGACCACGGAGGCAACGACGACGAGGAGGGGUCCGACCACGGCGAUGACGAGGAGGGGUCCGACCACGAAGGCGGCCACCACGACGACGAUGGCGACCGUGGCGACGAUGGUGGCGACGACGGUGACGACGGUGGCGACGACGGCAAUGUGGGUAUGCUGGCUUUGGUCGUGAGGGACCCGUCAGUGCCUUCGCUACCUCUCACACGGCCCGAGACCUUUGCGCAGGCUGCUUUUGACGCCAACGAUUUGGCGCGAUUCGGUUCACAUGACCCUUUCCCCCACACGGGCCGCAGGAGCGGCGAGAGGCGCCCCCCUGGAGGACCGUAUUCGCCCCUGCCCUAAAUCGUGGAUAGCCCUAGAUGGUCAGGUUCGUCGCUCAACGGCAUUAGAGGGAG